AUGGUGAUGUUUGGUAAUGCUGCUGCCUUGGCAAGGUGGGUGCUCCGGAGAGGGCUGUGGGGACUGAUGCUGCUCUUGUCCGUAGUUAUAUAUGGCUCUCACGCCCCACUCCUGACCCAGAGCAAGGUGGACGGGAUGAUCCCCUUCAGCUCCACGUGCAUGGUGGUUCUUGUGGAGCUGACAAAGCUGGUGGUGUCCCUCCUGUUCCUGCUGCCCUGGGACCGGGAGCUACUGGGAGCUGCUGUGUCAUGGCGCCACGUUGUCCCGUUCGCCCUCUCUGCCCUGCUCUAUGCUGCCAACAACAACUUGGUGGUUCACAUGCAGCUCUUCAUGGAUCCCAGCACCUACCAGGUCUUGAGUAACUUGAAGAUCGUCAGCACUGCGCUCCUCUACAGCCUCUUCCUGCACCAAAGACUCAGCACACGCCAGUGGCUGGGCCCUCUGCUUCUGGGGGGUGGGGCUGCUGGGGUGAGCUACAGCUGCGGGGGCCUGCAGGACCCUGGCAGCCCCUCCGAGAUGAAGCUGCACAUCACACUGGUGGGCUUGGUGCUGAUCUCCGUGUACUGCCUGAUAUCAGGCUUGUCUGCUGUCUACACAGAAGCCAUCCUGAAGAGCCAGGUGCUGCCUCUCAGCCUGCAGAACCUCUUCCUUUACUUCUUUGGGGUCCUGCUCAACUUGAUCGGCUACUUCUGGAGCAGCCCAGAGGGUGGUUUCUUGGAGGGCUUCUCUUCCUGGGUACUGGUGAUUGUGGUCAGCCAGGCCCUGAAUGGCUUGAUCAUGUCUGUGGUGAUGAAGCACAGCAGUAACAUCACCAGGCUCUUCAUCAUCUCCUGCUCUAUCCUGGUCAAUGCCCUCCUGUCUGUCACCCUCUUCAAUCUGCAGCUCACCCACCUCUUCUUCAUUGCUGUCUCAUGUAUUGGCCUUGCUGUUCAUUUGUACUAUGGGCUCACAUAG
Messenger RNA from Nestor notabilis (Kea), 954 nucleotides. RefSeq names its product solute carrier family 35, member A4 (gene SLC35A4). The record is from RefSeq and is a predicted model, not a curated record. Lineage: Eukaryota; Metazoa; Chordata; Aves; Psittaciformes; Psittacidae. The transcript has a single exon. The coding region runs from base 1 to 954 and encodes 317 amino acids. Gene Ontology annotation, molecular function: pyrimidine nucleotide-sugar transmembrane transporter activity. Gene Ontology annotation, biological process: pyrimidine nucleotide-sugar transmembrane transport. Gene Ontology annotation, cellular component: Golgi membrane.